Messenger RNA from Fusarium proliferatum ET1, 360 nucleotides. RefSeq lists its product as uncharacterized. The record is from RefSeq and is a predicted model, not a curated record. The transcript has 3 exons. NCBI's taxonomy places the organism in Eukaryota, Fungi, Ascomycota, Sordariomycetes, Hypocreales, Nectriaceae. Bases 1 to 360 code for a protein of 119 amino acids.
AUGGCCGACACUGAACAGCAGCCCAAGCUCGUUGACGAGUCUCCCAUUUCUCCUGUAGAGCGAAGAAACUCCCUGGAAGCUCACCUCAAGCACCGCCCCGAACGCUCCGAGCUCGUAGAUAAGAAUAUCCUUCCAGCCUCUACGGCAGCGCCAGGCCUCCAGGCGCAUCAGAAAGAGCUCGAGAAGCACAUGCUCGAGGAUAAGCUUAACGACAAGAUCUCACACCGUCCAGACCCAGAGGAUCUCAUUAAGGAGGGCGUCUUGCACGACGACCCGCGUACUGUUGCCCAGGACGAAGCGGCCAAAAAGUACGAAGAGGCUAUCGAGGACGAGUAUGCCAAGCGUGAGGGUGGCGCUUGA